UACUCCUACAAACACACCACACACUUUUCACACCCUUCCACCGGCGCGUGAUGUACACGCGACGAAACCCAUCCUCUUUAUCUACCAACCGCUUCCCUCUCCUUCUGCAUAAUUCUCACCGCUAAAUUUCCGACGCGCCGCCGCCACCACCACCACCGCCGCCGCCAUGGCGAAGAAAGGAAUUCAGGAGACCUUCUACAUAUCCCACGGCUCACCCACGCUUUCCAUCGACGAAUCCCUCCCCGCCCGCCAUUUCCUAAAAUCAUUCCGGCAGAAGCUCCUGCCGGAAAAGCCCAAAGCCAUUCUCAUAAUCUCCGGCCACUGGGAAACCGCCUAUCCGGCGGUUUCCGCCGUCGACGGCCCCAGCGCCACCAUCUACGACUUCUACGGGUUCCCCGACCAGAUGUACCGGCUCAAGUACCCGGCUCCGGGAUCCCCCGGUCUGGCCGGCCGGGUCAGGCAGCUUCUCCACGACUCCGGUUUCGGGCGCGUGGCGGUCGAACCGGCGCGUGGGCUGGAUCACGGCGCGUGGGUUCCGCUCAUGCUUAUGUACCCCGACGCCGAUAUUCCCGUCUGCCAGCUGUCAGUUCAGACUCAAAACGACGCCGCUCACCACUUCCGGCUAGGGCAGGCGCUCCGGCCGGUGAAGGACGACGGCGUUCUUAUCGUCGGAUCCGGCGCCGCCACGCACAAUCUGCGGCGGAUGAAGCGGAACGGCGACGGUACGGUGGAGGCGUGGGCGUACGAAUUCGAUAAUUGGAUUAAGGAGGCGCUGGUGGAGGGUAGGUACGGCGAUGUGAUUGAUUACGCGGCGAAGGCGCCGCACGCGGCGGUGGCGCAUCCGCGGCCGGACCACUUCUACCCGCUCCACGUGGCGAUGGGCGCCGCCGGCGAGAAUUCCAAGGGCGAGCUCAUCCACCAUAGCUGGACCAACGGAUCGAUUUCCUACGCCUCGUAUAGGUUCGCAGAAAACGCCGAUUGAUUGAUCUACCGAUCGAUUACUGGUAAUCGGAAUCUGUUCUUGAUUCGAUCUGUGAUUGCUGCUUUGUUUAAAUGAAUUUUAGCUUGUGUUGAUUGUGCUUGUAACCUGUUCGACGUAUUGCCUGAAAGAGUUUGAUUUAUUUGAAUUGCCAGAACUAUUGUCUUGGAGAACGAACAAAAAUGGUAAUGGUAAAUAAUAUUAUUAUAUUGA
Andrographis paniculata is the source of this 1192-nucleotide messenger RNA. RefSeq names its product 4,5-DOPA dioxygenase extradiol. The record is from RefSeq and is a predicted model, not a curated record. Bases 167 to 982 code for a protein of 271 amino acids. Lineage: Eukaryota; Viridiplantae; Streptophyta; Magnoliopsida; Lamiales; Acanthaceae. Gene Ontology annotation, molecular function: zinc ion binding; oxidoreductase activity, acting on single donors with incorporation of molecular oxygen; ferrous iron binding. The transcript has a single exon.